This is a messenger RNA of Nelumbo nucifera (sacred lotus), 2993 nucleotides long. RefSeq names its product respiratory burst oxidase homolog protein B-like. NCBI's taxonomy places the organism in Eukaryota, Viridiplantae, Streptophyta, Magnoliopsida, Proteales, Nelumbonaceae. The record is from RefSeq and is a predicted model, not a curated record. Gene Ontology annotation, cellular component: plasma membrane. Gene Ontology annotation, molecular function: peroxidase activity; calcium ion binding; NAD(P)H oxidase H2O2-forming activity.
CAGAGACUCCAACAACUCCUCUCAAGUCCCAUCUUCUCUGUGGACAGGUCGGCCGGCUGAGACAUCUUCUCGUUCUGUGCUCGUGAACAAUCUUUCACGAAUUCGAGUGUAGGAUCGCGCAAACUUCACGCUGUGGAAAUUCAGGGCGUUUAAUUAACCAGAAAGAAAAAAAAAGAAUGGGUGUAGGAAGCGAAAUCGGAAGUCAGGGCUACCAGACAGAUCUGGAGUCGGAGUCUGACACGGGAAGCACGAGAAUUGGGUUGAGUGGCCCCUUGAGUGGUCCUCUGAGUGGCCCAUUAGUGACCAGUACAAAGAAGAGCGGCAACAGACGAAGUGCAAGGUUCAAGGACGGAGACGACUAUGUAGAGAUCACACUGGACGUCCGCGAGGACUCGGUCUCGGUGCAGAAUGUUAAAGGAGGAGACCAUGAAACGGCAGUGCUGGCGAGUCGACUGGAGACGACGACGACGACGAGGACUUCCUUGGGGUCCCUCCUGGGAUCCCAAUUCUCAAUGAAGAUAAAGCAGGUGUCGAAGGAGCUGAAGCGCAUGGCUUCCUCCAAUAGGUUCAACAGGCUCGAUAGAACCAAGUCCACCGCCACCCGUGCCUUACGAGGGCUCCAGUUUAUCACCGAGAACGUCGGCACCGAUGGCUGGGCCGAGGUUGAAAGCCGGUUCAGUGAGUUGCAGGUCGACGGUUCGCUUCCCAGGUCUCGCUUUGGUAAAUGCAUAGGAAUGAGCGAAUCGGACGAGUUCGCUGGUGAAUUAUUCGACGCGUUGGCUCGUAAGAGAGGAAUAGUGUCUCAUCUGAUUACCAAAGCUGAGCUUCGCGAGUUCUGGGAGCAAUUAACUGAUCAGAGCUUCGAUGCCAGGCUUCAGACCUUCUUUGACAUGAUUGACAAGAAUGCAGAUGGGAGAAUCGCAGAGGAAGAAGUGAAAGAGCUUAUCACGCUUAGUGCUUCGGCUAACAAGCUGUCAAAGAUCCUGGAAAGUGCUGAUGAAUACACGGCCAUGAUCAUGGAAGAAUUGGACCCUGACAACCUGGGUUACAUUGAGGUUCAUAGCUUGGAGACAUUACUGUUGCAAGCCCCGAAUCAGUACUCCACGAAUUUGGGGACCCAGAGUCGUAAACUGAGCCAAAUGUUGAGUCAGAAGCUGGUGCAGACCCAGGAGCCUAAUCCCAUCAAGCGGUACUACCGGAAGGCGGCCUACUUCCUAGAGGACAAUUGGAAGCGGGUGUGGGUGCUGGCGCUCUGGAUUUCCAUCUGUGCCGGGCUCUUCACAUGGAAGUUCAUCCAGUACAAGAAUCGGGAGGUGUUUGAUAUAAUGGGCUACUGUGUUACCACGGCCAAGGGCGGAGCCGAGACGACCAAGCUCAACAUGGCCAUUAUUCUGCUCCCUGUAUGCAGAAACACCAUAACCUGGCUGAGGAGCAGAACCAAGCUGGGGCUAAUUGUUCCCUUCGACGACAACAUAAACUUCCAUAAGGUCAUCGCUCUGGGGAUUGCGAUAGGAGUGGGGCUGCACGCUGGUGCCCACUUAACUUGUGAUUUCCCUCGGCUUCUGCACGUCACGGACCAACAGUAUGAGCCGAUGAAGCCUUUCUUCGGCGCGACACGCCCUCCCAACUACUGGUGGUUCGUCGAAGGAACGGAGGGUUGGACGGGAGUGGUGAUGCUGGUGCUCAUGAUCAUCGCUUACGUAUUAGCCCAACCGUGGUUCAGAAGGAACAAGCUCAAGGACAAGCUUCCUAAACCCCUCAAGAGGCUCACUGGUUACAAUGCCUUCUGGUACUCCCACCACCUCUUCUUCAUUGUCUACGUCCUCUUCAUCGUUCAUGGCUACUUCCUCUACCUCCAGAAGACAUGGUACAAGAAAACAACAUGGAUGUAUCUGGUACUCCCGCUCACAUUGUAUGCAAGCGAGCGUCUGCUUAGUGCCUUCAGGUCUGGCUAUAAGACGGUGAAGAUUUUGAAGGUUGCUGUGUAUCCCGGAAAUGUGCUGGCGCUCCAUAUGUCCAAACCCCAGGGAUUUAAGUACAAAAGUGGACAGUAUAUCUUUGUCAAAUGUUCUGCUGUUUCUUCUUUGCAAUGGCAUCCUUUCUCCAUAACAUCAGCUCCUGGAGACGAUUACCUGAGUGUUCAUAUUCGCACAUUAGGUGACUGGACAUCACAGCUCAAAUCCGUCUUCUCUCAGGUUUGUCAACCUCCAUCCGCGGAUCAGAGUGGACUUCUCAGGGCUGAUAUCAACACAGGCAAUAACGCUCCCAGGUUGCCCAGGCUGUUGAUCGAUGGCCCAUACGGAGCUCCGGCACAGGAUUAUAAAGAAUAUGAUGUCCUCCUCCUUGUUGGGCUGGGGAUCGGAGCGACGCCAUUGAUCAGUAUAGUGAAGGACGUGCUGAACAACAUCAAGCAACAGAAGGAUAUUGAAGAAGGGAGUGUGGUGCAGAGUGGGGGUGGUGCUAAGUCCAACAAGAAGAAACCCUUCGCCACAAAACAAGCCUACUUUUACUGGGUCACCCGUGAGCAGGGAUCAUUUGAAUGGUUCAGGGGAGUAUUGAAUGAAGUGGCGGAGUAUGAUCGAGAUGGGGUGAUUGAGCUGCACAACUAUUGCACCAGUGUGUAUGAAGAGGGUGAUGCUCGAUCCGCGCUCAUUGCCAUGCUUCAGUCCCUCCAGCACGCCAAGUAUGGCGUAGACAUCGUGUCCGGGACACGAGUCAAGACACACUUUGCCAGGCCAAACUGGCGCAACGUAUUCAAGCAUGUGGCCGUUAACCACCCAGAUCAGCGCGUCGGUGUGUUCUAUUGUGGGGCUCCUGGUUUGACUGGGGAAUUACGACGAUUAGCUCGGGACUUUUCGAGGAAGACUCCGACCAAGUUUGAGUUCCACAAGGAGAACUUUUGAGUUCGAUACAUACAGGAUCGAUCUAUUUUGUAAAGGUCAUAUGUAGAAAAUCAUUAGCAAUACGAAAAGUGCUAUUUCAUUUUUAGUUUC